GACAAUUUGGGAAUUUAUUUUUUGACAUUUAAAUAUUUUUGACAACCAAAUAUCUAACUAUCCUUUUCUUUUGUCUUAAUUCACGUCGCUCAGACAGCAGAAGUUUUUACAUAAUUCAACUGAGAACGAAAAAUUCAGUGCUUAAACCAUGUCACUGACUCAAGUUGUUCGUAGCUGUAGCCGUGGCUUCAAUGUUGCAGCAAAUGCUGUUCGUGCAAAUGGUCGGCGUAUUGCUCCAGCAAUUGUUCCUGCUAUUCGCAAGAUGCACAUGAAUCCUGCACCGGCGAUUUGCACUAAGAUCAAUCAAGACAGAAGGAGUCUUUGGCAGUCGCAAUCGAUACGCUUUUAUUCGGGUUUACCACCACUUUCAUUGAAAUUAAUCAAAGAACGUGUUCUACUGGUGUUGAACUUGUACGAUAAGGUUGAUCCUAAAAAGCUCUCCGUUGACUCACAUUUCAUUACCGAUCUUGGUCUUGAUUCAUUGGAUCAUGUUGAAGUUAUCAUGGCAAUGGAAGAUGAAUUCGGUUUUGAGAUUCCCGAUGCUGAUGCUGAGAAGCUUUUGAGGCCUGCCGAUAUUAUUCGAUACGUUGCCGACAAAGAAGAUGUUUAUGAAUAAAAAACAAAACAAAAAAUGUGUAAUUAAUUAUUAAAUAAACAAAAAUUAACUAACUUUAAAAAAACAACGUGUUAAUGAAACAAAAUACCUACCAAAAAAAAUAUAAAAUUGUCUUGAACAAGAAAUAAGAAUGUUAAAACGAAGUAUGACAACUUUUAAACAACUGCCUCUUAAUGUGUUUAUCAUUUAGUUUGCCAUAAUUCCGCGUAAAGCUUCUUUAGAAUGUUAAAAGAUGGCAUACGAUUCAAUAAAAACACCUCAAUAAAAAACACCCUA
This is a messenger RNA of Eupeodes corollae, 892 nucleotides long. RefSeq names its product acyl carrier protein, mitochondrial (gene ND-ACP). Gene Ontology annotation, molecular function: acyl carrier activity; acyl binding. The transcript has 4 exons. Gene Ontology annotation, cellular component: mitochondrion. Gene Ontology annotation, biological process: fatty acid biosynthetic process. Bases 149 to 616 code for a protein of 155 amino acids. NCBI's taxonomy places the organism in Eukaryota, Metazoa, Arthropoda, Insecta, Diptera, Syrphidae. The record is from RefSeq and is a predicted model, not a curated record.